Molecule: messenger RNA, 1407 nt
Organism: Piliocolobus tephrosceles (Ugandan red Colobus)
Lineage: Eukaryota; Metazoa; Chordata; Mammalia; Primates; Cercopithecidae
Gene: KRT26
Product: keratin 26
Exons: 8
Coding region: 1-1407 (468 amino acids)
Biological process (GO): intermediate filament organization; epithelial cell differentiation
Cellular component (GO): cytoskeleton
Molecular function (GO): structural molecule activity
Source: RefSeq, a predicted model, not a curated record
AUGUCUUUUCGACUUUCUGGUGGGUCCAGGCGGAUCUGCUCGCGAACUGGGUCUGGUAGGCUGUCCGGUGGAGGAACAGGCUUUGUGGCUGGAAAUGUGUGUGUUGGGUCCGGAGCAGGAAGCAGCUUUUCUUGUACUCUUGGGGGUAUCUCUUCUGGAGGAAGCUUCUGCAAUAGCGGUGGAGGGUUGGGAAGCGGUGCCUGUACUGGUUUUCUUGGCAAUGAGCACAGCCUCCUCUCUGGGAAUGAAAAGGUGACCAUGCAGAAUCUCAAUGACCGCCUGGCAUCCUACCUGGACCAUGUGCGUGCUCUGGAGGAGGCCAACGCAGAUCUGGAGCAGAAGAUCAAGGGCUGGUACCAGAAAUGUGAGCCUGGCUCUUCCCGGGGACACGAUCAUGACUAUAGCAGAUACUUCUCAGUCAUUGAAGAUCUUAAAAGGCAGAUUAUUUCUGCAACCACCUGCAACGCCAGCAUUGUUCUACAAAAUGACAAUGCCAGACUGACCGCUGAUGACUUCAGGCUGAAGUAUGAAAAUGAGCUGGCUCUGCACCACAGUGUUGAGGCCGACACCAAUGGUCUUCGCAGAGUGUUGGAUGAGCUGACCCUUUGUACAACCGACCUGGAGAUACAGUGUGAGACCCUCAGUGAGGAACUGACCUACCUCAAAAAAAAUCAUGAGGAGGAGAUGGAAGUCUUGCAGUGUACAGCUGGGGGAAAUGUGAACGUGGAGAUGAAUGCAACCCCAGGAGUGGACCUAACUCUCCUGUUAAACAACAUGAGGGCUGAGUAUGAGGACUUGGCUGAGCGGAACUGCAAAGAUGCUGAAGCCUGGUUCAAUGAGAGGAGUGCAACGCUGCAACAACAGAUUUCCAAUGAUGAGGGAACAGCCACAGCAGCCAGAAAUGAGCUGACCGAAUUGAAACGCAAACUGCAAACCCUGGAAAUAGAACUUCAGUCCCUCAUGGCUGUGAAACAUUCCUAUGAAUGCUCCUUGGUUGAGACUGAACGAAAUUACUGCAGUCAACUCCAGCAAAUUCAGGAUCAGAUCGGGGUGAUGGAGGAACAACUGCAACAGAUUCGAACAGAAACAGAAGGCCAGAAGCUGGAGUAUGAACAGCUUCUUGAUGUAAAAAUCUUUUUAGAAAAAGAAAUUGAAAUUUAUUGCAACUUACUAGAUGGAGAAGAAAGAAAAAGCAAAUCCACAUGUUACAAAUCAAAAGGAUGCAGGCCUGUGAAUUCUGGAAAUCAAGGCAAAGACUCAGCAAAGGAAACUAUUGUCAAAACACUGGUUGAGGAGCUGGAUCAAAUUGGCAGUGUCCUUUCACUGAGAGUCCACUCAGUUGAAGAAAAGUCCUCUAAAAUAAGCAACAUUACAGUAGAACAACGAGUACCUUCUAAAGCACCAUAA